CGGCUCCUGCCUGCUGGCGCAGACCAGGAGAAGCUUGGCUGUGGGGAGAGGAAAGGCUGCCAGAGGAGGUGUCAGCAUGCCGUCUGCAUUCCAGUUUCAGUGCCACUUCAUUCUCAUCUUCCUGGCAGCCUCCAAGGGGGAGACCAGAUACCUAGAGGUGAGGGAUGCUGGUGAAGAUGAGCCCUUCCUACUUCUCAGUGAAGAUCUGAAGCGAGAGCUGUCUGCAGGGCAGGUCUACCGGCGGUCGCUCCGGUGCAUUGACAUGCUGAGCAUAGAGGGGCAGUUCACCUUCACCGCAGACCAACCACAGCUGCACUGUGCAACUUUCUUCAUCGGGGAGCCAGAGGAGAUCAUCGUGAUCGACUACGACCUUGUAAACAUCGACUGCAAAGGGGGUGAUUUCCUGAAGGUAUUUGAUGGCUGGAUACUCAAAGGAGAGAAAUUUCCCAGUUCCUUGGACCAUCCUCUUCCUACUUCUGAAAGAUACAUAGACUUUUGUGAAAGUGGCAAUAUUCAGAAGAGCAUCAGGUCAUCACAGAACGUGGCAAUGAUCUUCUUCAGGAUUCACCAGCCAGGCAAUGGAUUUACCAUCACAGUCAAGAAAAACACCAACCUCUUCCCUUGCAAUGUCAUCUCUCAGACUCCUUCGGGAAGAUUUACCAUGGUCAUUCCUCAUCAGCACAGGAACUGCAGCUUCUCCAUAAUAUACCCAGUGGUGAUAAAAAUAUCUGAUCUUAUGCUGGGGCAUUUAAAUGGCCUCUUUUUGAAGAAACCAUCAGCAGGCUGUUCAGGAGUGGGAGAUUUUGUAGAGCUGCUAGGAGGAACUGGCUUAGACCCAUCCAAGAUGUUUCCACUUGCUGAUCUCUGUCACUCUUUUCAUGGGUCUGCACAAAUGAAAAUUGGCUGUGACAAUACCGUGCUGAGAAUGGUCUCCAGUGGCAAACAUGUCAACCGUGUGACAUUUGAGUAUCAACAAAUCAACCUGCAGGAAACAGAAAACAGAAAGGAGAACAGCAUUGAGGAAUUCUGCUUUCCUAGUAUCUGAAAAACCAGGCCACACAUUUUCACAUAGCUAAUGAAAAUAAGGUUCUGGUGAAUUAAAAAAUAUGUAUUUUUCCUUUAAACAGCUGGUAGUAUCAAGUCUUUCUACAGUACAAUAAUAUUUUUUUUUUCAUACAGAUCAGUCAUUCCCAUGAACAAGCAAGUAAAAGCAAACAAUAUAUUAAUCUUUGUUACUAUCACUGUAUUAUUUCCACAGUAUUUAAGAUCAUUUCCCAUGCCCAAAAUCAAUAGCAAGAACAGAAGGCUAUGUUUCCCAAACAAAUAUUAUUAGGAAAACAGAAAAAGACCCUCUGUGUAUCUGGUCUGAGUACAUAUGAAACCCACAAUAAGUAUGAACUUCACGCAGCAACUUUAUCCUUUUAUAUCAGGUAUAAACAAAAAAAAAUAGAUGGUGGAAUACAUUUCCAGUUUUGUAAGAGGAAACCCAGAAUUAGUGUGUGUAAAAACUACUGGUUUGUUUAUGACUAUAAAUGUACUAUUUAUUUCUAACGACGUGUUUUUAAUAAAAAUUUAUAGCAUGGAAACUUCCUCACAUAAAUCCAAAUAAAUAAAUUCAUGUAAAGAGUUGGCAAAACGUUAUUACGUUGUAUCUUUCUGAAGAGCUCGCCCAGCAUUCUGGUUUAACUUCCCAAGUCUUGUGCAGUUUUCUGGAAAUGAUGAUUUUGAUCAUAUGUUACUGUGAAACUGUGGACUAUUAAAGUAACACUAUGGGCAGAAA
This is a messenger RNA of Neopsephotus bourkii (Bourke's parrot), 1780 nucleotides long. It is a transcript of the gene CRHBP, whose product is annotated as corticotropin releasing hormone binding protein. The transcript has 7 exons. Gene Ontology annotation, molecular function: corticotropin-releasing hormone binding. Gene Ontology annotation, biological process: hormone-mediated signaling pathway; negative regulation of corticotropin secretion; negative regulation of corticotropin-releasing hormone receptor activity. The coding region runs from base 77 to 1045 and encodes 322 amino acids. NCBI's taxonomy places the organism in Eukaryota, Metazoa, Chordata, Aves, Psittaciformes, Psittacidae. The record is from RefSeq and is a predicted model, not a curated record.